Lactuca saligna is the source of this 1666-nucleotide messenger RNA. The record is from the annotation of a GenBank genome assembly. NCBI's taxonomy places the organism in Eukaryota, Viridiplantae, Streptophyta, Magnoliopsida, Asterales, Asteraceae.
AUGGCAUCCAACAACGAUGCCAAGAAGAAAACUAAGAAAAAAAAAUACGCUGAUUAUGAAGAUCUCGAAGAUGAAAUUCUCGUAUCAGACAUGCCCAUGGACUAUGAGAGGGAAAAGGUAAUAACUGUUUCAUUCCAAUCUGUUAAAGAUCCUUUUCUUACAAAACUUUUUGAAGAUGAAUCUGAGUUUUUUGGUGAAAAAGAUGAGUAUGUAGAUGAUUUAGUUCAUCUAGAAGAUGACGAGAAUGACAUUCUUGGUUCCAAUUCUGUCCAUGAUCCCACCAUAGAGUGGAAUCUCAUGGAACCAAAGGUUGGAGAGAAAUAUCAAAAUUUUUCUCAAUUGAAAAAUUGUCUUAUUAACUACGCUGUGGCCCAUGGGUAUCCCCUAAGGUUUGAGAAACUUGAAAGUACUAGGUUAGUAGCUAGAUGUGGUAGAGAUACAGACAAAAAAAAAUGUGAUUUUCGUUUGUAUGCAUCAUGGAUGAACACAGAAAGAACAGUCCAAGUAAAGUCAAUGAAAAAGAAGCACUCGUGUUCAAGAAAGUUUACUUUUGGACACCUUGUAUCCCCUCAAUGGAUUGCUUCUCAUCUUGUGAAGGAGAUUGUUUUCAACCUAUCUAUUAAACUUAAAGAACCGAGGGAACUCAUUAGGACAAAAUUCAAGAUCACUCUAUCUCUCAGUAAAUGUAACAGGGCUAAACAUAAGGCAAUGGUGAUGAUUGAAGGGAAGGCUAGUGAUCAUUAUGCUAGAAUUUGGGACUAUGCUGCAGAAAUACAAAGAUCCAACCCUGGUAGUACUGUGCAAGUGGGUGUAAACCUUAAUCCUGAUGGAAAACAUUACUUCCAUAGAUUCUAUGUAUGCUUUCAUGCAUUGAAAACAGGAUGGAUUGCUGGAUGUAGGAGAGUCAUAGGAUUAGAUGGGUGUUUUUUGAAAGGGCAAGCUGUGGUAGACAUUGAGAACAAGCAAAACUGGAAAUGGUUCUUGGAGCUUCUUAGUGAGGAUGUUGGAGUACAAGAAGGUGGAGGUCUUACAGUUAUAUCAGACCAGCAUAAGGGACUACUUGAAGCAGUAAAGGAGGUCUUGCUAUAUGCGGAGCAUAGACAAUGUGUUCGCCAUAUAUACGCAAACUUUAAGAAGUCAUAUAAAGGAGAAGAGUACAAAGAUUUGUUUUGGGCUGCUGCUGGUUGCACUGUCGAACCUGAAUUCAUAUCUGUGAUGGAGAGAUUGAAGGCUAUAGAUGUGGGUGCAUAUGAAUACUUAAUGUCCCAUAACCCGAGCUCAUGGAGUCGUGCUUACUUUUGUCAAGAAUUUCUAUCGUUGACGGAAGGAUCGAUUGUGAUGCUUUCUCUGGCAGAUUCCCUCUUUCCAUUCCCGACUCCCAUUUCUCGCCUCUUUCUUAACCACCGCUUUUGGUGGGAUUCCGACGCCGUUUCGAUCUGCCAAUCGCCGCCGGGACAGAGAAAGCGAUCUCUGAUAUAAUUUGAAUCUAGCAAGAAAAAUUGAUCAAUAUCACUGAGCUUUUCCAGAAAUUUUCGCAUUUGGGAAUUCGGAUCAUUUAAGAGAUAUCUGAAGAAACCGAUUAUUGAAAGUUUUUGUGGUAUUCUUGACAACCUGUUUAAGGUUUGUGGAAGUUGAUGAUGACUACAUUCAAGAUGAUUUCAACCUC